Bathycoccus prasinos is the source of this 993-nucleotide messenger RNA. RefSeq names its product Ribonucleoside-diphosphate reductase small chain, putative. NCBI's taxonomy places the organism in Eukaryota, Viridiplantae, Chlorophyta, Mamiellophyceae, Mamiellales, Bathycoccaceae. Gene Ontology annotation, molecular function: oxidoreductase activity. The record is from RefSeq and is a predicted model, not a curated record. The coding region runs from base 1 to 993 and encodes 330 amino acids. Gene Ontology annotation, biological process: deoxyribonucleotide biosynthetic process. The transcript has 6 exons.
AUGCCUUCCGACGAACAACAACUCGCAGAACCACUCCUCGACGACGGCGGAAACGACCGAUUCGUUUUGUUUCCGUUGAAGUACGAUGCCGUUUGGGAAAUGUACAAGAAAGCGCAAGCGUCGUUCUGGACCGCUGAGGAAGUCGAUUUACAAGACGACAUGAAGCACUGGGAAAAGCUCACCGCGGACGAGAAGCACUUCAUCUCGCACGUGUUGGCGUUCUUUGCCGCUUCGGACGGGAUCGUCUUGGAAAACUUGGGCGUUCGUUUCAUGAAGGAGAUCCAAAUCCCGGAGGCGCGAGCGUUCUAUGGAUUCCAAAUUGCCAUCGAGAACAUUCAUUCUGAAAUGUACUCUCUCCUCAUCGAUCAAUACAUCAAAGAUCCGGUGGAGAAGACGAGAUUGUUCAACGCGGUCGAUACGAUCCCGUGCGUGCAAAAGAAAGCCCAAUGGGCGUUGAAAUGGAUUGACGGCUCUGAAUCCUUCGCCGAACGUUUGGUCGCGUUCGCCUGCGUCGAAGGCAUCUUCUUCUCCGGCUCUUUCUGCUCAAUCUACUGGCUCAAGAAGAGAGGCAUGAUGCCGGGGCUCACCUUCUCCAACGAGUUGAUCUCCAGAGACGAAGGUUUGCACAGAGAUUUUGCGUGCUUGCUUUACACGAUGUUGAACAACACGCCGGGCGAGGAGAAGUUGAGAAAGAUUGUUACCGAGGCGGUUGAAAUUGAGAAGGAGUUUGUGUGCGACGCGUUGCCGUGCGCGCUCGUCGGCAUGAACGCCGACAUGAUGAGAGAUUACAUCGAGUACGUUGCCGAUCACUUGCUCUCGCAGCUCGGCUUUGCGAAGGAGUACGACACCGCGAACCCGUUCGACUGGAUGGAAUUAAUUUCUUUGCAAGGCAAGACGAACUUCUUUGAGAAACGUGUCGGCGAGUACCAAAAGUCUGGCGUCACCGGCGGGUCUGGCUCCAUGUCUACCUUUGCGCUCGACGAAGACUUUUAA